Dentiscutata erythropus is the source of this 226-nucleotide messenger RNA. NCBI's taxonomy places the organism in Eukaryota, Fungi, Glomeromycota, Glomeromycetes, Diversisporales, Gigasporaceae. The record is from the annotation of a GenBank genome assembly.
GACGAAUUACGACAUCAAAUGAAACAACGCUUAAUGGAAAUGUUUAUAUAUGUCUGGGUUACUAAAAUAAAUUCAACUAUACCUUCUACUACAACGAGUGUAACAACUACUGCAACGAGCAAAACAACUACUACAAUUAGUGGACCAACUCAAACAAUUGUAAAUUCACAAUCCUCAUCUAAUAAUGUUAAUUAUGGAUUGAUAAUUGGAAUUAGCAUCGGUGCAG